Molecule: messenger RNA, 426 nt
Organism: Paramuricea clavata
Lineage: Eukaryota; Metazoa; Cnidaria; Anthozoa; Malacalcyonacea; Plexauridae
Source: the annotation of a GenBank genome assembly
AUGGUGAGAGAACUUCCAGAUGCAUACAGAAAUGUUCCGCCAGCUGUUCUGAAAGAUAAAGGUCUGGUUGUCCCUAAGUUAAUAGGGCCUGUAAUGCCCCCAACACAAGAUCAAGAUGCAAUUACCAGAAACAUUAAUUGGUUAGAGAAUGUCAAAUCACUUUACGGAAAAGACAAGCUUGACAAAGAGGAAUUUGUGUCUUGGGCAGCUUUUCAUGCUGCAACAUCUAAACCCCGGUCAAAUACCAGUAAUAGCAAUGGAUCAACCACUUUUUGCGAUAGCAAAACAGAUACAGUGGAACAAUUCCAAUACACAUGGAGAAGAUCAUUAUGUGGUCAUGUUUGGUGGUUUGCACAUAGAAAUGGCAGUAAUGAAAUGCAUAGGAGAGUGGUUGAAUGGGAGUGGUUGGGUAACUGCACUAGUUAA